Messenger RNA from Metarhizium album ARSEF 1941, 2724 nucleotides. RefSeq names its product EF hand domain protein. Gene Ontology annotation, biological process: mitophagy; aggrephagy; endosome organization. Gene Ontology annotation, molecular function: K63-linked polyubiquitin modification-dependent protein binding; protein kinase C binding; zinc ion binding. NCBI's taxonomy places the organism in Eukaryota, Fungi, Ascomycota, Sordariomycetes, Hypocreales, Clavicipitaceae. The coding region runs from base 1 to 2724 and encodes 907 amino acids. The transcript has a single exon. The record is from RefSeq and is a predicted model, not a curated record. Gene Ontology annotation, cellular component: amphisome; aggresome.
AUGUGGCCUUGCACCCCUUCGGCCGACUCCCUCACACGGCCGCGCAUAGUUGUGGCCGUUGUUUCGGUCGUAGCAGCGGCUUCCAUAGGGUACUAUGCAUAUCAAUCCCGCCAGAGCCAUCCUUCGCGAUUGACCCCGACGGGCGGUGGCCUGCAUCGGAGUAACGCCAUACGACGCCCCCGUCACGGAACCAACGAAUGGAACGCACACUCGUCGCCGUCCGAUGUUGUCAUCGAUGAAAACACCCGAGUGAUAGAUUUGAGAGGGCAAAGACCUACCGAUCAUCAUCGGGAUGCCGACCAUCAGGAUGCCGACCGUCGGGAUGCCGAGGAUCGAGAUGCCGAAACUGUCGUCGACGUUGAUGCCGGCGGCGACGACUGGUGGAAUCAGCCCGGUGCCAACAGCCUACAGACCCCGUCCAUACGGACUGGGCACAGUAUAGUCACGCUGCUUUUUCGGGUCUCAGAAGACAAUGCCAGGCGCAAUGGAUGCGUUCAUAGGGGAUGCCAAUGUAAUUCAUGUGGCAUGGUGCCUAUACGCGGAGUACGCUAUCGAUGCGCCAACUGCGCCGACUUUGAUCUGUGCGAGACGUGCGAGGCCCAAGGCGUCCACAACAAGACGCACAUAUUCUACAAGAUCAAGAUUCCUGCCCCGCCGUUUGGGCCAAGGCAGAUGCAACCAGUCUGGUAUACCGGUGAUCCCGACACUUGCCGCCGCAAUCUGUCCAAGGCACUCAUUGCGCGGCUGUCGAGGGACACCGGAUUCGAGCGGCCCGAGCUGGAGGCCUUCUGGGAGCAGUGGACGUACAUGGCUAAUACAGAGUGGCGCAACGACCCUGACGGACUGUGCAUUGCCAUGGAUCGCAAGACGUUUGAGCGAUGCCUGGUCCCUACCGGUGGGUCGCGACAUGCAGCGCCUAAUCUAAUCCACGACCGCAUGUUUUCCUUUUACGACUCAAAUGACGACGGCUUGAUAGGCUUCUCUGAAUUUCUCCGCGGGCUGUCUUACAGAAAACGCAGGGACAAACUGAGAAAAGUCUUUGAGGGGUACGAUAUCGACGGGGACGGCUACGUAAACCGGCGCGACUUUCUCCGAAUGUUCAGAGCCUACUACGUGCUGUAUAAACAGAUGCAUAAAGACAUCCUGGAUGGAUUGGAUGACCAGCUUCUUGCCACCAAUGAGGCCCAGCAACUGAUAUCCAGUCGACAGCCACUCAGCAGCCUUUUCGGCAGGGACAUAAGGAUACCCCCUGGCGACUUGGCCUUGAGGGUUGAGGGCAAAAUCCAUCGAAGAGAUGGCAGUAUCGAAGUGGCCGAAGGCUUCAACGGUGUAUUCGUCGAAAACCGGGGUGACACAGCAUCCAGGGAAGACAUUUUAGCCAGCCUAUUUGCGUAUGACGCAGACACGCGGCCUCAUCGUCGCUUUGUCCGGCACAACGACGCCGAGACGAACUGGCGGAUGAUGCGACGUGUGAGUGGCGGUGACCAAGACAGAGCAUAUUGGUCGUCAUUGCUUGAUCCUCCAACCACGCUGGACGAUAUCUCCCACGUAUUCACUAACACUGAGGACGAGGACCUCGAUAGUGAUGGCGACGACGAUGAAGAUGAAGAGGAGGAUGACGGGGAUAUGCAGGAUGAUGACUCUGGUCGUACAUACAGCGAAUUGCGAGCCCGAGCCGUAGCCCGAAGUCGCAAACUAGCACCUAAGUUGGAGAGGCAGCGCCGGGACAUGGCACGGAGGCACCUUCACGAUCGGUGGAAGAGACGGCAAUUUUAUUUGGAUGAGGAGGAGGGAGGGAUGGCCCCGGAUGAUUGGGAUGCCGACGAGGAUAUCCUUGCCCGAAUGAACCAGACGAUGGAAGACUCCAAAGCCAGCGACACACAGCCCAUGACGACUCGAUCCCGCUCUAGCUCCAAAGUUCGAUUUGCCGAGGAUACAGAUGACUACGACAUUCGAUCCAACCCCUCUACAUCGUCGAGGAGCGUGCCUGAACGGUGGGGAGGCAUGGAUAUCCCAGACGCCGAAAAAGACGCCGGCAAAGAGAUUCUCUAUCAAGUCACGCAACAGGCAUUCAAUGAGCUCCUUGAUACUAUAUUCAAAAAGGCAGAAGAUGUGGCAAUUGCUGCGGCCGAGUCCGCCAUUGAUCGGGAAACGUACAAGGCUGAGAUUGAUGCCACGGACCUUUUGGAACCCGAAUGCAACGCACCGCCAAAGGAGCGCGAGUCGGACUCGCACCCCGCCGAUAAGGCCAUUUCGGAGAAGUCACUGGAUGAGCUUCUAGCCGAUACCGGGUACGCGGUCGUCCCUGACGAGUCGCGUAAUGCGGUCGAGUUUGAAAAUUCGGUAGAGGUCAUACAUGAAGAGCAGGCAGAGGGUACAGAAUCCAGCACCGAGGACGAGAAUGCGGAAUUUCACGACCCAACGCUGCCGCAGUUCCGCCCAAACACUGUCGCAGAAGCAGACGAGCUGGCCGCCAAGCAGCGAGCAUCCGAGCGGCCAGCACACCCCCGGCGAUCAUCAUCUCGUCAAUCCCCCCUUGAGGAACCGGAUGCCGCCACGCUCCGAAGUUGGAAGCGGCUCAACAUUGCCGAGGCAGAAGCCAUGAAACGGGGAGGCUGGGGGCGUCUGAGCUUUGAGGAGUUUGAAGAGAUUUACAAGAGUCAGGAGGACUUGGGGAACCGGCUGGAUUAUCUAGGUAGCUGGAUCGACUUUUGCAUUCCCUAG